Messenger RNA from Penicillium diatomitis, 1584 nucleotides. RefSeq names its product translation initiation factor eIF-2B subunit family protein. Bases 1 to 1584 code for a protein of 527 amino acids. The record is from RefSeq and is a predicted model, not a curated record. Gene Ontology annotation, molecular function: hydrolase activity; S-methyl-5-thioribose-1-phosphate isomerase activity. The transcript is spliced from 2 exons. Lineage: Eukaryota; Fungi; Ascomycota; Eurotiomycetes; Eurotiales; Aspergillaceae.
AUGUCUCAACCGCCGUCCAGUGCCGAGUCACCGCUGGAGAAAAGAUCGGUCGUCUCGUCCUUCCUGUUCUCCAGCAGCGCGGGAUUCCCAAAAGUCGCGUUAUUCAAGCGCAGCGAAAAAGUCAGAACUUAUAAGCAUCGUCUCGCUCCUGUCUCUGGCAGCAUUGACAAAGGGGAAACACCGAUCGCGGCAGCGUGGCGUGAGAUCAAAGAAGAGACCACCCUGACACCUCAAGAUCUUGAGCUGUGGCGCCAAGGGACACCAUAUACCUUUGGCGAUCCUUCAGUCGGCCGGGAAUGGAUUAUCUACCCAUUCGCCUUCCGGCUCAAGGAUGCAAGCAAAGGAGGACGUGGUGAAUCCGCCAUCCAUAUUGAUUGGGAACACGAAAAGUGGGAAUGGUACGAUCCUCACGAGCUUGUUGAUGAUGAGAGCUUUGGAGGCGUACCCCGACUCGCCGAAAGUCUACGCAGAGUAUACUUUGAGAUGUGGUUGAAUGAAGGAGCUAGCGGCGCCCUGCAAUCUGGGCUCCAGCAGUUGAAGAGCGACCACUCGAGUGGCUCGAAUGAACUCACAACUAUUGGGAUCAAAGCUUUUCGCGACGUCCUUGCUCAUCUGGAGGUCCAGGAGAAUUGGUGGGAGACUAUCUGCGUCGCUGCCUGGCAUCUCUGGAAGAAUGGCCGUGAAAGUAUGGGCUCCGCAACAUUGAACGCGUUGCUCGGAAUUCUCGAGGAUAUCGAUGCCAUCAGGAAUCAAGGUCAACCUGAUGAUUGGAACAAUAUCCUUGGUGUUGUGGAUCAUCAUCUCCAGAGCCGCCGGAAAACCACUACACAGAUCAUCGAAUCCUUAACUGCCUACCUCAAUUCUACCAUCUUCACCGACCAGCCGCCGAAACAAGCCAGGAAGUUCACCGUACUGACUGUCUCGUCCAGCUCAACUGUAAGAGACGGCAUUGAGGAGAUAUUCAAGUCAUCACCUGAAUCAUCUCAUCUCGACCUGCGAAUUCUCGAAUCAAGACCGUUGUUUGAAGGAGUGAGCAUGGCUUCGGCGUUGGUGACCGCACUCGAGUCCUUUUCAAGAAACGACAGAUCGAAGCGGCUGUCCGUGACUGUGUACACCGACGCUGCUGCAGCCAUCGCAGGACAGAACAUUGAUUGUGUUCUUUUGGGCGCAGACCGUAUCUCAAGUACCGGCUCGGUCAGCAACAAGACGGGUUCCCUGCCAGCCGUGCUUUGUGCCAAGCACGUUAGCCCUCAGGCCAAGAUUGUCGUGUUGAGCUCCUUGGAGAAAGUGGCGGCGUCUGAUCAGGACUCCGAGUCACAGGAAGAGGAGAAUGAUCCGGCCGAGGUGACCAGUGGCUGGGCCACGAGCGGUGUGCAGGGCUGGCAGGCUCUUGAUGAACGCUCGAAACCAGAGACGACAUGGUGUUCUGUUCGAGUGAGGAACACGUACUUUGAGUGGGUUCCGUCGGACUUGAUCGAUACUUUCAUUACCGAUCAGGGGCCACUGGGAACAUCUGAAAUACGUCGAACGGCCACCGAGGUACAGAAAAAGACAGAAAGAUUCUUUGGGUCUCCUGAGUCCUGA